Drosophila hydei is the source of this 1397-nucleotide messenger RNA. It is a transcript of the gene Atac1, whose product is annotated as ZZ-type zinc finger-containing protein 3. The transcript has a single exon. The record is from RefSeq and is a predicted model, not a curated record. Bases 40 to 1152 code for a protein of 370 amino acids. Lineage: Eukaryota; Metazoa; Arthropoda; Insecta; Diptera; Drosophilidae.
CCCAUCUCUAGUGCUCUUGAAUUGUACGCGCUUACACAAAUGGAAACCGAAAACAAUCAACAGAAAGAAACGGUUGGAAAUAACAUUAAGGAUGAGAAUGAUGUUACUGAUAGUGACGGAGAUGAUGAUGGCGACAGUGAGGAUGUGUUUCAUUUUGAAACGGAGCACUUGGCGCUGCGUGGCAAUCAAUGCUAUAGCAACCUCUUACGCACUAUAGCCACGCUGCAAGCGCAACGGAUUCGCGUGCAUCAACAAAUUGGGGAACUUGAGAAAGCGCGCGAUAACUAUCUGGAGAAUCCACAACUAUUGCUGGAAAGAUUGCGCAACAACGAGCCUGUGAUAGCGCCCAAUUAUUUAACCACUGUUCGCCUGCCCGAGUUGCCCACGUUAGCAAUUAAGCAAGAUGUUAAAGUCGAGGCGCCUGCGCCCAUUUCCCAGCCGACUGAGGAGGACAAGAAUAAUAAAAAUGGUAGCAAGACGCAAAGUCGUUUGUGGACAAAUGAGGAGCAGCGUCGUCUGGAACAGCUACUCAUCGAGUAUCCUCCCGAAGAGGUGGAAAUGCGACGUUUCGGCAAGAUCGCCAAAGCUCUAGGAAAUCGCACACCUCAACAGGUCUUCAGUCGUGUGCAAAAGUACUUUCAGAAGCUUCAUGAUGCCGGCAUGCCCGUGCCCGGUCGUUUGCCCAAGUAUCGCCGUUCUGGUGGCCCAAGCCGGCCAAAGUUCAACGUGCGCCGAUCAACAUUCUUUCCGGCCCAGAAUAUAGAGAUACAAAUGCCCGAGGAUGAAUACACAUUGGAUGAGCUCAUGCCUGUUGCGCCAUCUUCCACGCUGCCGCCACCGCCGCAAAUAAAAAUUGAACCAAAAUUGGAACCAGAUACGCUGGAAACUGAGACGCGUCGUCAGAAACUGCUGCAACUAAAAAUACUAACGGCCAUACGAGACGAGAAGCUGCAAACGGAGGAUGGCUACAGUCCCGACCCACUGGCGCCCAAGUGUGCCGAAUGUGAGGAGUCGGCUGUAACGCGCAAGCGUUGGCAUUGCAACAGUUGCUAUAGCUAUUUAAAUCUAUGCGGUGACUGCCUAGCCCAUCAAUUGGUCACCGAACAAUUUGAGCAUAUGAGUCAUGAUGUGGUCGAGGAUCAGGAGGUGUAACAUCAAUGAUCACACUGACGAUCAAAUAUUGUAAAUAAACCCUAAGAACAUAAGAUAAACAUGUAGAGUUUAGUUUAAGAUAAAGUUUAUAAUAGGGGAACAUGUUAUGUUCCACCUGCCUUAUAGAGAUUAUAUUUCUUUAAGUCUUCGACAGUCUGACGCUAUCUUUCUGUGUCCGAUAUCGAACUGAUACAUAACGAUAUUCUGAAUGUGUAUAGAUAUCAUUCAUUUUCUGUUAUCAUAUU